AUGUACUCCACUUUCUCCGCCAACUUCAAUACCACGAUCGACGCCUCCCGUGACAGAUCGGCCACGCCUAUCACAGCUCCACGACCCAAGCGCAGCCAGGUCGCUCGGGCGUGUGACUGGUGUCGGCUCAAUCGCAUUAGAUGCGAUGACAAGCAACCAUGUCAGAACUGCUUGAACCGAGGAGGUACCUGCAGCAACACAAAGCCACAGGAGGCCACCUCGCUCCCGGCUGCAAACCGAGAGAUGCAACGGUUACGGAAUAAAAUCAAGGACCUGCAGGAUCAAAUCGCGAAACUCAAAGAAGGACCGGAAAUCCAAACAGACACGGGUUUCGCGACGCCCCCACUGUCGGAUGCUGCCCACACCUCAUUCGAUUUUGCGGAGCUCACAAAUACUACGGAAGGAUGGCAAGGAGUUCAGCAGACGGGCCAGAUUUACUACGGGCCCUUGUCGUCCUCAUAUUUUGUAUCCCGAAUCAGUCGCCAUCUCUCUCAAGCACUUGACCAGCCAUUGGAAGAUGCGAAGUUGGAGGCAUGCAUGGCACGCUUUCAUUAUAUUGCGCCGACUCAUCAACCCUCUCGAUGGGAUGCAAGCCCGGCCAGCCAGACGGAUCAACAUCCGGACGAAAACGAAGAGGUCGAGGAUCUGACACGGUUACAAGAGGAACACUUUCUCGCACUGUUCUGGCAGUCCUUUCAUUGUGUCUAUCCUGUCCUCGACGAACGCGAGUUUCGGCAAUAUUAUGACUCAUUAUGGUCCAGCUCGGCCGAUAAUAUGUCAACCAGGAAGCCAUCCGCCUUAGUCGAUGCGCUAUUGGCAAUCUGUAUGCAGUACGGCAGUACGUUUUUCGUCAGUGCGGACAAUCAGCAGGGAGAUAUGGAGUCUGGGUGGCAGGCCAAAAACGCAAAUCUAGUCAGUCGAACUUACUACCAGAGGGCCCAGAGACUUCUGCAGAGUGAGCUCGAAAGUCCAACCAUCAAGGCCGUGCAGAGUCACAUCUUUUCGAUUGUCUACUUGUACAACACUUCCCUGUUGAAUACUGCGUAUGUUAAUCUAGGUGCCACGGUUCGAAUCGCCCAAGCGCUGCGGCUGCAUAUGCGCCCGCUGGACGGGACCUCCCCCGAGCAGCAGGAGCUACAGCGUCGCAUUUGGUGGACACUCUAUCGACUCGACAACCAGGUUUCGAUGACCCUUGGUCGGCCGCCACUCAUUCAUCUGUCCCAUGUCAGCUGUGGGUUGCCCGGAGAUGGUCGUGAGCACGCCCAACUAUCUGGCACAGUCCUCCUCUCCGAUCAUGAGGACAUCAGCUGGCUUAGCUUCCAUGUGCAGUGCACCAAGCUCGUAUUUCUCGUCCAGGGCGUGCAGACAGCAUUACACCGAAAAUGUUCCCAGUUGCUGAAUGGGGAGAAGGCCAAGGAUCUAUAUGAGGACCCGCGCGUCCUUGAGACCUUGGCUGAGUUUCUCGGACAGGAGAUGACGGCCAUCCAUAAUUGGGUUCAAAAUGUGCCGCAGAACCUAUGUAGUGCUCGUAAGGGGACGGGGGCCCCCUUCUCCACCAAUCGGGACGCUCUGAACCUGUGUCCAUAUAGUCCGCUCUGGCUGCAGCGCCAACGCGUCCUGCUGGAGCUCCACUAUCACCAUCUUGUGAUCUCGACACUGCGCCCCUUCAUCCGAUUCCCUCCCGUAAGGUCUUCCACGACCCCACGGACCGACGGUUACAAUAUCUCCUGUUUGAACCACGCCAUGACGAUCACCAGUAUCCUAAACCAAGUGCUCUCCGGGACGGAUCUCCUUCGCGGCUGGUCGUGCGUCUUUCAAUUCCAGUGGGAUGCCAUCCUGUGUACCUUAGGCUUUGUGCUCUCCAAUUCGGUUUGUCCCCCGACUCCUUCUGCCCGUAAAUCACUGCAGACGGCGAUUAGCACGCUAGAACUCGUGAGCGAUCACAUUUUGGCAGCCAAAAAUGCGGCGCAGGUCGUCCGCGAAGUCUGUUGUCAGGCGGAUCGACUCAUCAACAGCGUCCAACAAGCUCUGACCGGGCGACCAGCGCCGCGUGCCAGCCAGUCCUUGUCCACCAAAGUCCAGAAUCAAAGGCCGUCGAACCAGACCUCAUUCGUCGAGCCCGGACGAUCGGAGGCCCGGUCCAACUCCCUUAAGCGAGCGCUGCCACCGACUACCCUGGAGGAGUCCCAUCAGCUAAUGCCCAACUUUGAGGAGCGUAUGCAAUUAAUGGAUAUGAUGCCUAUUGGGUCACUAGCCGAGCUAUCCCCGACUUUGGGGACGACGGAUUCUCUGUCGAUGCCGGCUACGUCUGCAGACAUGGUCAUUGGCACUGAAGCUCAGUGGCUGCACGCUAGUACGAUGAUCAUGGAUUCUUGGACCACAAACUCGUGA
Messenger RNA from Penicillium mononematosum, 2391 nucleotides. RefSeq names its product Zn(II)2Cys6 transcription factor. Gene Ontology annotation, molecular function: DNA-binding transcription factor activity, RNA polymerase II-specific; zinc ion binding; RNA polymerase II cis-regulatory region sequence-specific DNA binding. The transcript is spliced from 2 exons. NCBI's taxonomy places the organism in Eukaryota, Fungi, Ascomycota, Eurotiomycetes, Eurotiales, Aspergillaceae. Gene Ontology annotation, biological process: DNA-templated transcription; positive regulation of transcription from RNA polymerase II promoter by galactose. Gene Ontology annotation, cellular component: nucleus. The record is from RefSeq and is a predicted model, not a curated record. The coding region runs from base 1 to 2391 and encodes 796 amino acids.